Dendrobium catenatum is the source of this 1130-nucleotide messenger RNA. RefSeq names its product transcription termination factor MTEF1, chloroplastic. The record is from RefSeq and is a predicted model, not a curated record. Gene Ontology annotation, biological process: regulation of DNA-templated transcription. Gene Ontology annotation, molecular function: double-stranded DNA binding. NCBI's taxonomy places the organism in Eukaryota, Viridiplantae, Streptophyta, Magnoliopsida, Asparagales, Orchidaceae. Bases 18 to 944 code for a protein of 308 amino acids. The transcript has a single exon.
UAUGCGGACAAUGCUCAAUGCCACUCACACUCACUAUGCUCAGUUUCCACUCCCCUCUCGGUUCUCUCACUCACCCCAAACCUCUCCAAACGCUAAACCCUAAUCCAGCCCUCCGAUUUUUACCUCCGGUCGCUGGCACCACUUACAUCUCCGGCAACGACGCGGGCUUGCGCUUCCGCGAAAAGCUUCUCUUCCUCGAACACGACCUUGGCGUCAAUUCACUCCGCGCCCUUUCCCUCAACCCUAGCCUCCGCUCCGCUCCUCUCUCCUCUCUCAAAUCGCUAUCGUCCCUCCUCUCCUCCUUCGGCCUACUUCAAUCCGAUUCCUCUCGGGUCCUCUCCCUCCACCCCUCCCUCCUCACCGCCGAUCCAUCCGCCUCAAUCCUCCCCGCCAUCCACUUCCUUCUCGACACCGUAUCCAUCCCCUUCUUGGACCUUCGCCUCUCCAUCAACCGCUGCCCUAGACUUCUCCUCUCCAGUGUCCCCGAUCGCCUCCUGCCUUCCUUUAAUUUCCUCCGUGGCCUCGGCUUUGUCGGUCGCCACCGCAUCACCGCUCGUACUACUGUCCUUCUCAUAUCUGAUGUUGAGGAGACGCUCAUUCCCAAGCUUGAUUUUGUCCAGAGCCUUGGGUUUUCUUAUACGGAUACUGUGAAAUUGGUUUUGAGGAUGCCUAGUCUGCUCACUUUUAGCGUUGAGAAGAAUUUUCGGCCUAAGGUGGAGUUUUUAGUGGGGGAAAUGGGGAGGGAAAUUGUGGACUUGAAGGAGUUUCCGCAGUACUUUGCUUAUAGUCUUGAGGGAAGGAUUAAACCGCGACAUACAAUGAUGGUAGAGAGAGGCUUUGGCUCCUCAUCUAUUUCACUUGGGGAGAUGCUCAAGGCCAGUGAUGGAGAGUUUCGAGAACGGCUACUAGAGAUGCGGCUUAGUUCCGUGGGUGAGAAAUUGUAGCUUGGUAUGAUGUGGGUUUCUUUUCCCCUUUCCAAUUUUUUGAAGAAGUUGCAUGCCUCCUAGAUGCAUACUUAGAUUUGUAAAUGUAAAAUAUUUGAUGGGCCUGCCACAUUAGUAUUGUUGUAAUAAGUACAAUUCCCUGUAUGUUAUUAUAUUUUUAAUUUUUGCUUAUUUGGCUACCCAAUA